Molecule: messenger RNA, 1726 nt
Organism: Hydra vulgaris (swiftwater hydra)
Lineage: Eukaryota; Metazoa; Cnidaria; Hydrozoa; Anthoathecata; Hydridae
Product: tissue alpha-L-fucosidase
Biological process (GO): fucose metabolic process; glycoside catabolic process
Cellular component (GO): lysosome
Molecular function (GO): alpha-L-fucosidase activity
Source: RefSeq, a predicted model, not a curated record
AAUAAACAAGCAAACAAUUGUAUCUAAUAACAAUUUCAAAAAUUUAGCUAAUUUACUUAACUCCAACACAUGUUUGAAAAACGUAGAAACCGUCUUUAUAUUUAAAAAAAGAUAUGUAGAAACCGUUGACAUAUUUUUAACAUUACUUAUUUUUAAAGGAAAUGAACCCUUUCACAAUACUGCUACUACCCAGCUCUUUUGCCAUCAAGAUUAUGCUACUACUUCUUAUGGUGGAUUGUGAAUUAGGUUCUAACGUAGUCAAUGAAAACUCAGAUGUUGUAUCGGCAGAUGAAAGAAACAAAAUAGGAAGGCAUUCUAGGAAGUUUGAACCACAUUGGCAAUCUUUAGAUCAAAGAAAACUUCCCAAGUGGUAUGAUGAUGCAAAAUUUGGAAUUUUUAUUCACUGGGGAAUAUAUUCUGUAACAGCAUUUAAAUCUGAAUGGUUUUGGUGGCAUUGGAAAGGGGAAAAUAAACGUGAAUACAAUGCUUACAUGCGUAAUAAUUUCCCAUCUCAAUCAUAUCAAGAUUUAGCUUCUAAAUUGACUGGAAGUAACUUUAAUGCAAAUGAAUGGGCUGAGCUAGUUGAAGAUUCUGGUGCCAAAUACUUUGUGUUUACAAGCAAGCAUCACGAAGGGUUCACACACUGGAAAUCAGAUGAAUCAUGGAAUUGGAAUUCUGUUGAUUUGGGCCCAAAACGAGAUGUUUUAGAUGAAUUAAAGACUGCUUUCAGUAAUACUAAUGUUACAUUUGGCUUGUACUAUUCUUUAUAUGAGUGGUUCAAUCCUUGGUAUAACGAAGAUAAAAAGAACGAUUUUAAAACUCAAGAGUUUGUCAAGAGAAAAAUUAUGCCACAACUAUAUGACUUGGUCCAUAAAUAUGAACCUCUUUAUAUUUGGUCUGAUGGUGAUUGGGAGGCAAAAAGUGAUUAUUGGAACAGCGCCAAAUUUCUUGCAUGGUUAUACAAUGAAAGUCCAGUUAAAGACAAUGUAGUCGUAAAUGAUAGAUGGGGGAAAGAUGCAAAUUGUAUUCAUGGAGAUAUAAAAACUUGCAAAGAUCGUUAUAAUCCAGGUAAAAAAUUACCUUUUAAAUGGGAGAAUGCUAUGACAAUUGAUAAACUAUCUUGGGGUUACAGACAAGAAGCCAAACUUGAUAGUUACAUUAGCACAAGUAAACUUAUUGAAAAUCUCAUUGAGACGGUUAGUUGUGGUGGAAAUUUACUUCUAAAUGUGGCGCCCACAGCAGAUGGACGAAUCACACCAAUAUACGAAGAAAGGCUCCGUGAUAUAGGAAAAUGGCUUCGAAUAAAUGGUGAAGCAAUUUAUGGAACCAAACCAUGGCGGGUGCAAAAAGAUCCUCAUAGCUGGAAAGUAUGGUAUACUCAAAAGUUGAAUAGCGUUUAUGCAAUCAUGUGUGGUUGGCCGAAAUCUAGAUAUCUGCACUUAGGUUCUCCAGAAACAAACUCACUUACUAGUGUAAAAUUAUUAGGAUUUUCUGGUAAUAUUAGUUGGUCUCAAUUAAGCCAAGGUAUUCAAAUAGACUUAUACCAGAUUCCUCGAGCUAGUUCUUCUGGCGAUCAUGCAUGGACAUUUGUCUUGGAAAAUAUCGAAUGAUAAUAUGCAACACUUUAGUACUUUUGAUAUUUUUAAACUAUGAGAUAAUGGAAUUUGUAUUUGUAAUUUUUUAUAAGAAAAUUAAUUUUUUUUAUCGCGAAUGAAGUGAACGGGCA